Messenger RNA from Serpula lacrymans var. lacrymans S7.9, 1293 nucleotides. RefSeq lists its product as uncharacterized. The record is from RefSeq and is a predicted model, not a curated record. The coding region runs from base 1 to 1293 and encodes 430 amino acids. The transcript has 5 exons. NCBI's taxonomy places the organism in Eukaryota, Fungi, Basidiomycota, Agaricomycetes, Boletales, Serpulaceae.
AUGUUUAUGAUUCACACCUUCCUCUUCUCCACUGCCCUCUGUCUUAAUUCGUCCACUCCGUGGUCUGCGAUCAUUCAUACGGUCAUCAUCUGGAUUUUCGCUGCUGGCUACGAGCCCAUGAUCCUGGAUAUCUCGCCCUCCGUCGGUGGCACCAGCGACAUAUAUCUUCCAGGAUAUUGGACCUUCCCAGAUAGCGACUUACGCAUCGCUACAACUGCUAUCACGGGUCUUUUCAUUAACCUCAGCAGUAUUUGGAAGUCCAUACGCUCAACCAAUGUAUGUCACUGUACCGAGAUCUAUCGGUGGAGCUGUUUCGAUGCCAACAAUUCGAAGAGCAAUGUUGUCGACAACCUACUACAACCACGCUCAGACAAUACAUCGAAGACCAUCGAUACGCUUUAUGUUGAACUAGUGAACACCAAAGCAUCUCAUCUCCUCGAUAGAUUGGAUAUGCCAGCCACGAUACGAUUGGUCAUGGACAGUAAGUACGAAAGGCAGUUCAAGCAGAAGAAACGUCGAUUGAGAGAUCGAGCGGACGCGAUACAAGCAAUGGAGAACGACUGGGAAACCCAUUCCACGCUACUUUCGAAAGCCAAGAAAAAUUCGACCUGGGUUCACUUUGUUGCUCAGGUCGUAAUAUAUUCGGAAGAGGUCACUUCUAUAGGGUUGUGGUUGGCUGAGGUGGAGGAGGUGAUUAGGAAAGAUCAAGUGGCUGUCGAAGUUCAGCAGUUGGUGCAGGGUUUCCAAAGGGGGACAGAUAAGAUGAUGGAGGCAGAGUCAAGAUGUGCCACCUCAAACGAUAAAGCAGCCCGGCGCAAGAGGGCGAUGGAGUUCGCUUUAGAUCCUACCCGAGGUUUGAAGACGAUGCAGGAUAUAAUUGAUGCGGUGAAAGAAGCUGAGGCUGCGGAAGGUGACGAUGAACAGUCCUUUCUACGAACGUCGGUCACGUUGGCACAGGCGGUUGACGUCGCUCCGAAUCAUCGUACUUCACCUAAGGAGAGCGCUGUCCUCGAAGCCAGAUCCGCAGCGAAAGCGCCGGUAUUAUCAGAUAUCACCAAUUCUGCCAAGGCUGUUCGACCGCAUAUUCCCAUUUACUGCAGCCAUCAACCCUCAUCAGGAAUGCUUUCGAGAUUCACCGAAGGAGUCGGUCGAGCGGAAGCCGGCCGCAAAAUAUUGGGCAGUACAUCGGUUUCGCAUCAUUUUGUUAAGGCUUCCAACGGUCGUAUCAUGGUGGCCGAGAACAACGCCUCUUAUUCUUCUUCGGAGACCCUUCGUACAGACUCCAGCCCCUGA